This is a messenger RNA of Ciona intestinalis (vase tunicate), 668 nucleotides long. RefSeq names its product small ribosomal subunit protein eS12. Gene Ontology annotation, cellular component: ribosome. The record is from RefSeq and is a predicted model, not a curated record. Gene Ontology annotation, biological process: translation. Lineage: Eukaryota; Metazoa; Chordata; Ascidiacea; Phlebobranchia; Cionidae. Gene Ontology annotation, molecular function: structural constituent of ribosome.
GGAAAUUACCUCCCCGAAUGUUUUCGAGUUUCUAUGGCGGUAGGGUACCAUAAAAUCUCACGUUGAAAAUGUCUGUGCGGAUUCUGAACGGUUUCGAUCUUUCGAAAAAACUUUAUGAUAUCUGGACGCAUCGAGGACUUCUAGUGUCAAUAUAUAUAACUGAAUAUGUCUGACGGUGAAGGAGAUGAUGUUCCGGUCGCAGUACAACCCAGCGGUCCUAUGGACCUUAAUACAGCGCUUCAAGAGGUUCUAAAAACAGCAGUCAUUAACGACGGUCUUGCCCGCGGCUUGAACGAAUGUGCAAGAGCCUUGGAUAAACGCCAGGCUCAUCUUUGCGUUCUUGCUAACAACUGCGACGAACCCAGCUAUGUGAAACUGAUCGAAGCUUUGUGCAAUGAGCAUCAAAUCAGUUUGAUCAAAGUUGACGACAGCAAAAAGCUCGGGGAAUGGGCCGGUCUUUGUAAAAUCGACCAAGAAGGAAAACCCAGAAAAGUGGUUGGCUGCAGCAGUGUUGUUGUACGCGAUUGGGGCAAAGAAGGCCAAGCACAUGACGUGUUGGCAGAGCACCUGAAGAAGGUCUAAAUGUCUCGCUAUUUUGUUUUGUUCCAGUAAUAACAACGGUAUCGUACCCAGCAUUUUACUGCGAAUAAAUUCAAAUGCGAUGAAAA